Messenger RNA from Alosa alosa (allis shad), 2094 nucleotides. It is a transcript of the gene ftr83, whose product is annotated as finTRIM family, member 83. The transcript has 7 exons. Bases 85 to 1821 code for a protein of 578 amino acids. NCBI's taxonomy places the organism in Eukaryota, Metazoa, Chordata, Actinopteri, Clupeiformes, Clupeidae. Gene Ontology annotation, molecular function: protein binding; zinc ion binding. The record is from RefSeq and is a predicted model, not a curated record.
CCGCUCACUCGACUUAUAACGAUUCAAGCAAACCACAACCUGCUGACCGUUCACUGACCCAGAUUGCCAACACAAAAUCAAUAGAUGUCGGCCGACCAGGAUAUCUGUCACUUGUGCAAGGAGGACCUGCGGGACCCUGUGUCCAUCCCAUGUGGACACAUCUUCUGCUCCAUCUGCCUGAAGACCUACUGGGACCAUGCUGAACACACGGGCACCUACAUGUGUCCCCAGUGCCGGGUCACGUACAACAAGAGGCCCACGCCGCGACGCCUCCACUCCUCAAACUCCCACUCCUCCUCGCGCCAUUCCAUGUCCAGCUACCAGGCCACCGAGCCUUCGCCCCCGGCCCCGCCAUCCCCGGAUUACAACUACGCCGGCUCCCGCGACGUGGGCUGCGACAUUUGCAUCGGCCGCAAGCUGAAGGCCGUUAAGUCCUGCCUCAUGUGCCUGGCGUCGUACUGCGAGAAGCACCUGAAGCCCCACCACGAGAACGCCGCCUUCAAGAGGCACAAGCUGGUGGACGAGAUCGGUCACCUGGACCGCCAGAUCUGCCCGCAGCAUCAGAAGGGGCUGGAGCUCUACUGCCGCACUGACCAGAUGUGCAUCUGCGUGCUGUGCACGGUCAAGGAACACAAGGGCCACGACAUGGUGUCCGCCGAGCAGGAGAGAGCAGAUAUGCAGCAACGUCUAGGUGCCACGCAGGCAGAAAUCCAGGAGAAGAUUCACGACCGGGUGAAGCAGAUGGAUGAGCUCAAGCAGGCUGUGGACUCUCUUAAGCACUCAGCCCAGCGGGCCCUGCAGGAAAGCGAGAAGCUCUUUGGGGACAUGCUGCGCUCCAUUGAGAGGAUGCAACAGGAAAUGAGCAAGCUCAUUACGUCCAAUAAGAAGGCGGCGCUCAGCAACGCUGAGGGCCACAUGGACAGACUCACCCACGAGAUUACGGACCUGAAGAGGAGGGACAACGAGCUGACCGCGCUGUCACGCACCGAGGACCACAUCCAUUUCAUCCAGAGCUACCACAUGCUCAUCGCCCAGACUGAUGCGGAGGAGCUGCCCAGUGUCAGUGUGAACCCCUACUUCUCAUUCGGCUCCGUCACCAAGGCCGUGUCCGAGAUGAAGCAGCACCUGCAUGAGUUCAGCAAUGAGGAGCUGGUCAAAGUGGCCAAGACAGUUAAUAAAAUGCCAUUCUGUCAGCUGGAGGAGCGAGGCAAGAAGAGGAGGACAAUGAAAUCUGAUGAAGUUCAAAUGUACAAGAGCCCAAGCCAGCAGCCUCGGAGCAGAGAUGAGUUUCUGCAGUAUGCCUGUCAGCUCACACUGGACUCAAGCACGGCCUACAGACAACUCUAUCUGUCACGGGGGAACAGGAAGGCCACUCUGAAGAGAGACCCCCAGGCGUACAGUGACAGUGCUUCCCGGUUUGACUGCCUGCCUCAGGUGCUCUGUAAGGAGGCCCUGUCCGGCGGUGCGUACUACUGGGAGGUGGACUGGAGUGGAGAGGGCGCCUCCAUCGGGGUCACCUUCAAAGGCAUUAAGCGGACGGGCUACGGCGACUCCGCCCGCAUCGGCUACAACCGCAAGUCCUGGAGCCUCUUCUGCUCAGACUCCAGCUACUCGGCCCGCCACGGCAAAGAGCAGAACGAGAUCAACGCGCCCUACUGCGCCCGCGUCGGGGUCUUCCUCGACCACUCUGGAGGAACCCUCUCCUUUUACAAUACAGAGUCCAUGGCGCUUAUCUAUCAGUUCAAGGCCACCUUCAGUGAACCCGUUUACCCUGGUUUCUGGGUCUGGUAUGAGUCAGCAAUAACACUAUGUCAACUGUAAAUAAACAGUUACUUUAUUAUAUGUGAAAUUAAUUUGAUUUGAUUAUAAAUCAAUUGUAUAAUUUGUAUUUUUUUGUUUUUGGUAAAACAAAUGCAUAUUAUUUGUGAAGUAAGUUACUAACACAGUGAUACAUACUUCUUAUUGAAAUAUCUGAUCUAUUGUUUGUGGUCAGAAAAUAAAAUGAUCUAGAUUUUUAUUUAAUCGUAUGUUGAUAUUUUAAUCCUGUGAAUAGAUUAUAUGAAGAACAAAUAAAGUGAACUUGUGAAAAUGGCA